AUGACGCCUAGUUGUGCUGGCAGCAGCAAACGCAAACGCGAUUCAGUCUCUGCUUCAGAUAAACCAUGUCAGCGACCAGUAAAGCGGAAGAACAGCAAGCGCGGGUCAUUGGAACGUCUUGUGGAGAUGCCACUCGACGUGUUGUAUGAGAAUGGCUCAGCGAGCCGCAAUGGGUCGAUCUUGCAUUUGGAAAGCACUGCCAGGUUCUCCUCCUCUGAUGACCUCGUCGCUGCUGUUGAAAGUGAACCACAUCUCAAAGCUUUCGUCCCAAAGAUCUAUCCCUCGUCGGGCUCCACGCAUACGCGCAAUGUUCGCUACUACCACAUCAAGGCAUGGAACAGGUUGUACAACCAGUAUCGUGCAAUCCCGCUUUCAGAUUCCGCCGCACGAAAAAGAUGGAUAGAAGAGCAGAAACAGGAUGUAGAGAGGAGAGUGGAGCAUGCAAAGCAGUGCGACGAGUGGCGGUUGAUGCAAUUGGAAGCGCGAGCUGCUCGCGCCGAAGCUGAAAAGAACGAGCGGAAAGAAUGGAUUUUCCAGAAGCUGAUCUCGCACGGGUAUGCUGCCGAGGUCGAAGUGUGGCGUAAAACAAAACGUAUCUGGUGGCACGCGGUUUUCGAUCAGCUUUUGGCGAAGAAGAACCUUACGGACAGAGUAUGGAGCAACGCCGAAAAGGAUGCCCUGGCGACAGCGGAGUAUCUACGAUGGCAGUGGCUCGAAGACAUGCACCCCGACAAGCUGGCAUCCCGGUAUGCAAAGGUGAUGGAUUUUCACGAACGAUUCGUCAAAAGCCUCCCCAUCAACGCCAUUGUCCUGCCCGUGGGCGACCUGUUUAUCUCGAAGGAAAUGUCAGCCGCGAUGGAGAGUGUUCCUUACCACCAGGAAUUUUCACACAUGUUCCUUGAACCGCUCUUUGCCCAACUCCCAGAUAUCAACGCCCGUUGGCAGGCCAAGACGAGGGAAAGCUUGUUCAAGAUGAUGGAACGUCACGUCAAGGACAUCAUACCUCCCGGCCUACCUAUGGAGAAAACUUUGGACCUUGCCAUUGCUGUAUUUCAAUGCAAUCGUUGCAAUAUGCGGCUUUAUCCCAUCCAAGCCAUGGUCCAUGGCUGCGCGUCUGACGGCGAAGGGGAAAUUACAAACUCUACAGGGUCGGCUAUCAUCAGCUUCGCCAAACACACCGGAGAAUUGCCUUGGAACAAGAUGAAGGAUUUUACUCGCGAGCGUCGCAUUACCUUCGAUCACGAAGCUUCAAAGCGUGCUGUCGCGUUUCUGGAGAAAUUCGGAUACGACCCUAAGACGACUACCUACCAGGAGCUCGAGUCUCUCGAUGAUAUUUGGGAGUGUAAAGCAUGCUCGAAUCCUUAUGAGGGUCGGCUUAUGAUGACCUGGAGGCAUACGUUCUGUCACCGAAAUUGCAAAGAGCCUUUACUUGAGAAGGUAGACCCAGAAACCGCCGAAAAGGUUAGAGAACGCAUGGAUGAGAAGAUGCGGUCAAGGGACAGUGGCCGUUAUGGAUCUGGUCUAAUCUGCAAACACUGUCGGUUCGUUGAUGAUGGGAAGUACAUGAGGAAGCACUUUCGUUUACAACAUAGUAAUUUGAAUCCUUCAGACGAGGAUGUCGUUCCGGCUUUGGACUUUCAGGGACGCCUGCCGUAUCGCUACUGGAACUUUGGGCCGACGAAGUAUUUUUGA
Coprinopsis cinerea okayama7#130 is the source of this 1692-nucleotide messenger RNA. RefSeq lists its product as hypothetical. The transcript has 9 exons. The record is from RefSeq and is a predicted model, not a curated record. The coding region runs from base 1 to 1692 and encodes 563 amino acids. NCBI's taxonomy places the organism in Eukaryota, Fungi, Basidiomycota, Agaricomycetes, Agaricales, Psathyrellaceae.